This is a messenger RNA of Cylicostephanus goldi, 510 nucleotides long. The record is from the annotation of a GenBank genome assembly. NCBI's taxonomy places the organism in Eukaryota, Metazoa, Nematoda, Chromadorea, Rhabditida, Strongylidae.
AUGACAAUCUAUGGCGAAGUCAUGGAUGAAUUGAAAAAGAUCAUAGCUCGCGACAGUAACAUUAAUGUGGUGAUCGCUGCCUUGCAUGUGCUGAAGAAUCUUGCGCUUGGAUUGAGGAAAUGUUUUGCGUGUUUUAUACCAAUGGUAUGUUGCUUCACCAUCUAUGUUUGGCAAGAAACAGUGCCCAUAGAUUUUGCAAAGGCAGUGCUACCAAUAGUUGUCAAGCUCACCACCGAUAGCGAUCCUACCGUACGCGAUGCAGCUUGUAGUUCUCUUGGGUCUGCGCAAAGAUUGCUGGGUGGUGGUCUUGAUGCCUUCUUGGGAUCUUUGAAGGGAGAAAAGGCUAAAAUGGAUAAGAUUGAAGAAUAUCGCGAAGCAGCGACAAAAGAACAUGCUGAGUUUGCUGCUAGUCGUCCAAAACAAGCAAUGGUUGAAAAUGCUGCAGGAGGUGAUGUUGACAGCGAAGGGGUACGCAAAAUAUUCCAGACUCUGUCUAUAACCUCUGCCUAG